Exophiala mesophila is the source of this 2977-nucleotide messenger RNA. RefSeq lists its product as uncharacterized. NCBI's taxonomy places the organism in Eukaryota, Fungi, Ascomycota, Eurotiomycetes, Chaetothyriales, Herpotrichiellaceae. The record is from RefSeq and is a predicted model, not a curated record. The coding region runs from base 1 to 2781 and encodes 926 amino acids. The transcript has a single exon.
AUGACAACCCCGUCACGACACUUGACUAGACGCACCGUCAAGGAAGGCCUUGACACCUUGGACCCCAUACGAGAUGACCCAGACAAACCAGACAAGGACCAACAAGCAGUCCCGCAGGAUACUCGUAGAGCGAGUACAACCCAACCAGAAAAUCCGCCUGCAACAACCGAAGAUCCACCCAAGACGCCUGCAGCAAAAAAAGCAACCCCGAGGGCAAAGACUCCACGAGUGACCAGAUCUCAUACACCUACAACAGCUCGUACAGCCAAAACUACUAGAGUUAGAAAGGCGACUCCAGCUCAGGAGAAGUCACCACGUCGCUUGCCCAAGAUCACAGAGAGCGACGAGUCUUUCGAACCAGACCCUGAACCGAAGAAGAAGCGGCGCUCUCAGGACCCAACUUACAAACCCUCAAAAGUCGAAAGCCAAGAUAGUGAAGACGUCCAAAAGACCAAGACCGACAAGACCAAUCAGCGGAAGAAAGGCAGAUCUUCCACUCCAAAGCGACCACUACCUGCGCAGGCAACGACAGAUCAUGGCGACGACAAUACCACGCGCCAACAGUCUGUGAUGGAAUCCAUCGAGCACGACGAGCCAGAUGCUACCCCGGACCACCCAACCCAUAGUCAUAGAUCAAAGAAUACCCCGAAUGACCCCGAAGAUGAUGAUAGCGCCUCAGAACCAAUGGACACUGAAGAUUCAGAUGCAUUCGAUCUACCAAGCCUUCCGCCCAGACCACGCCGUCCACGUCCUGAUCAAUGGUUCCAUAGGCAAGCAGAGUUUGAAAACCUCGGUGGGGAGGUUCCCUUGAAGAGUGCGCUGAAAAGACCUGCUGAAGAAAGGGGCGAAGAACCAAGGGAACCCAAAUCAAAGAAAGUUCGCGUUACAACUCCUCUCAAGUCGCCAGAGUGGCAGCGGGUGUACCUAUCUCCCGAUCCACUCAGCUCCGCCACAGACUCUCUCUUUGGAGAGAUCUUGAGCACGCCUAGACGGUUAGAGAUUGCUCAUAUCGGGGCUCUCUUUGUCCAGCUGCAAGAAGACACCCAGAGGCUUGCACAAAAGCAUUUCUACUACGAUCUGACCGAAGAAGAAGAAAAAGCCUGGCCAUUGGAGCUGUUGAAGUGGCACCACAAAGCUUUGAUGAAAUCUGCAGCAUUUCUCGUCGAUGGAGACAAGAUCGGCUGGCGCAACCUCUUUACCAAAAAGGAACAUCGGAUACCACUCAUCAUGGCCAUCAUUGCUCACAUGUUGAACGAGCAAAUCUUCAAACACACGGCAUUUUCAUUCACUGAAACAACAGGUCUUGACCAGCUCCAAUAUAUUGACGAAAAAUAUAUUCAUUACGACGCCUUCAUCCGUGGGAAGCAUCGCGCCAAUCUUCUCGCGGACUUGAUGGCCAGACGCAGUUUUCCCGUUGAUCACCAGGAAGGCUUGAUCACGGCUUCGCAAGCGUUGGUCAACUCUAUCUACGCCCUGUUGGAACCCCUCCUCCCUCCUCAUCUGUUCAGCCCAUCGCGGUCAAAAACGACGAAUACGUUAGACCUUCGUCGUCCCUGGUGGCAAGACCCCACUGGUCGCCUCAACAAAUUGGACGCCUAUGAACAUGAGCGCGCGUCCUUCUAUCGACAGGAGAUUCUCUUUGAUUUAAAGUCUCUCGUCCAAAAGUCCGUCGCACUCCACUUGUGUAUCCGCCUGACAGCCUCUGAUGGCACGGUGAUCAAAAUCACCCGAAAUCCCGGCAAAGGCAGCCCAUAUGUCGAAGACGGGCCUCAAAUCCUAGUCAACAGCCAGUGGUGUCAGUCUGAACCUCGAGACACCCACGAAGAGCUCAUUGUCAAGAUGAACUGCUGGCCACGCGUCGAAGCAUAUGUGCCUCAUGGCUUGAAUCUCGAGGAAUACGAGCAAGCGUACAAACACCACUUGGAGUCCGGUGUGCGCGGAGGAUCCAGCGAUGAGAACUCAUUCAAAGAUCUCGAAGACUGGUUCGAAUCAUACCGGUCAGAAUUGCCAUUCCUCCCACCGGAGCUCCAAACCGAUCCCGAAACCGGUGUGCCCGCACCUGUCACACCCGGUACCGAAUGGGACUAUCGACUAGCCCUCCAAGCCGCACGCUCUGGCUCUUCUAAACCCAGAGACGACGAGGAUCCGCCCACUGACUUCACCACCAAACACCCCAACUCCGGACCCCAGCGCGGCUCCUACGUGACAUACUACCCUGCCAUUGCACCCGCCCGCGUCUACUGCAACUGGGACGUUCCGGAUCGUCUGACCCAACCUCUUGAUGCAGCGGUCGACGAAAUCCGACAAUCAUCCAUCCGCUUUUCCAUCGAAGACUUCGCCAUCAAUAACAUCAACGGCGCGUCAUAUAUGAUCUACCGCUCCGGGUUCGACGAACAAUGGCCCUGGUGGGUCGGCAGCGCAUUGAUCGCCCUGACCUGGUACCUGUAUCCCGCUGGAGGUAGCGCACAACUUCGAAAAGACGUCGUGGAGAAACUCCUCUGGAUGCCAGGCGGGAUGAGGGCGCUGAAAGCGGCAAGUCGGGGGGUUGAUUCCAUUCGUCAAUAUGUCGAGAAUGAGCAGCAGACAAUGGAAAGUCUUCGACAUGUUGUUCUCCAUCCGUCGACGGUGGGUGCUGCGGUGAUCAAGUCGGCGACUGGGGCGACGGACUCGGCGGCCGCGAAGAUGUCGCAGUCGGCCAUGUCGGUGACGCUGAAUCUGGCGGAUUUGGCGUCGAGGUCCACGAAGAAGAAUGUUUCGAGGGCGUCGAAGUCGGUUCGUUGAGACUGAAGGGGUGGAGGAGGGUUUGAGAAGGUUAGAGGUUUUUCAAGUGCUGCCAAGGGGAAUGGAGAGGAAUCGAGUGUGCUGAGCCUAAGAUUGAAUGAAGAUUGAAGCAGCUUUCUUCGGAAUGGACUAAUGGUUUCCCUACCCUAGAGACAUUGGAUAUUGAUCCCCAGGAACUGACCAAGGUGUGAACGAG